AUGUAUCCUUUCUGGAAUCAUGGACCUGACCAUGGUAGAUCUGAAGUUGACCAAGUACGUGCUGAUAUGAAGAGACGGGCUAAAGAAACUGAAGAAGUCACCAGAAAUAUCGUUCAACACGGCUUAGCUCUUGUUCCCCUUGACAAGGUUCAUAUCUUACCAAGUCAAGAAACUUUGAGCCGUGACAUCCGCCGUCAGAGACAGGAAGCUUUAGUUGGUCAGAAGGAAGUGGAUCAUUUUGCGAACACGAUCACUGGAGAGAAAUUCCUGAGAGUCAAGGAAGAUGAUUUCCUCCUGUUCGCAGCUUCAACUGACCUUGACAUCUUGAGACGAAGUCGGCAUUGGUUCGCAGAUGGGACAUUCAAGGUAACUCCCAAGAAGCAUGAUCAGCUCUACACCAUUACAUGCUCUUCAGCGUGACGUCAACCAUCCAUGUGUUUACGCGCUUCUACCAGGACGAAGAGAGAGAGAUUACAGACGUUUGCUGGAGCAUGUUUUAACCUUGGUCCCCGGUUGUGUCCCUACCACAGUGGUCAUAGACUUUGAGCUAGCGGAAAUCAACGCUUUCCAAGCGACAUUCCCUGGUGUGGACAUGACUGGCUGUCACUUUCAUCUGGGGCAGAACAUCUGGAGACGGCUUCCAGCGGAUGGUUUGCAAAGUA
Darwinula stevensoni is the source of this 662-nucleotide messenger RNA. Lineage: Eukaryota; Metazoa; Arthropoda; Ostracoda; Podocopida; Darwinulidae. The record is from the annotation of a GenBank genome assembly.